Drosophila subobscura is the source of this 2032-nucleotide messenger RNA. RefSeq lists its product as uncharacterized. Gene Ontology annotation, cellular component: membrane; endoplasmic reticulum. The transcript has 8 exons. NCBI's taxonomy places the organism in Eukaryota, Metazoa, Arthropoda, Insecta, Diptera, Drosophilidae. Gene Ontology annotation, biological process: GPI anchor biosynthetic process. The record is from RefSeq and is a predicted model, not a curated record. Bases 118 to 1557 code for a protein of 479 amino acids.
CAUUUCGUCACCUUCUCAGUAGCGCAUGGAAUAUGUAUAACCAGUUGCGGCUUGUGUUGUUUUUUGUUUAAAAGGUUUACUGAUGUAGUGCCUGUGCUUGCUUAACUCUGUUCCAAAAUGAGCAUCAAGAUAUACUUGCCCAUCGAUUACUUUAGCCUCAAAGAACCAACUAAUUUGUACGGACAAGUACAAAUAAACGAGGACAAUGUAGUCGUAUACUAUGUCGUGGAUGCUAUCGACUUCGACUUCAAUUCAAAAUCGAUGGAGCAUGGUACAACCAGUGAUUUGCGUUUCCUGGGCUCUAUCCUGUGCAGUGAUACCUGCGCAGAACAGCAGAAUAUCUACCACCAGCUGGAUAUGCGCAUAUGCUUCACAUAUGACAGAAACGAGCCAAACAUUUCACUGGGGUACAUAGGAAUCACCCCAGAGCACCUUACCAAAAUCAAAAUAAUUCUAUAUCACAAGAAGAUAGUGCAGGGUUUGUAUGUCCAUGAUGAGAACACACUCGACCAGCCACCGGAAGGCCGUGGCAGCAGCAAUUGCGAUUUUCUGGAGCUCUUUCGGUUGGUCCAGCCCGAAGUCGGGUCUCAUAAGCCCCGCAAUAAGGUACUCAAGAGUGGCCUUCACCUGUUACAUCUUGUAGCCGACGCACCCAUACAGUUGUUUAAAUAUACAGCGGAAAAUGUUUUCAUUAAUAACAUAAUGGUGCACACGACCGUCUAUAAACACUUUAAAGAAUGGCAAUUAAUCUGUGAUAAAAGUUCUAGGAAAAAGAAUAUUGCUUUAGAUCGAAUGCUGGGUAUACUUUUGAUGGUUAUUAUGUUUUCAUUGGUAACCCCACCGGGCGACAUUCUUAUACAAAUAUCCCAUGGCAUUAUAAACCAGCUGUACAGCCUGCUGAAUGUUUUGGAAGGCAGUCCUAUUGGUCUCAAAUUGAAUAUACAUUUAAAUAAUUUCUUCCUCGAUUGUUUCAAAUAUCAUAUUCAGUUGUGGUCCAUGUUUUUGGAUUUGAUCGAGCCAAUAGUACGGCAAGUUUUUCUAGCCAUUGGAGUAUUUGGAUGCCUGGGCUUAACAUUCCAGAUAGCUUUACUUGCAGAUCUAAUAUCAAUAGUUGCACUGCAUUCGCAUUGUUUCCACAUUUACACCAAGGUUCUGUAUAAGGUGGAAAAAAAAGGAUUAUCCGUACUGUGGCAAGUAGUUCGUGGUAACCGAUAUAAUAUUUUAAAACGCCGUAUUGAAGCCCAGAAUUAUAUGGAUCGACAACUCUAUCUUGCCACCAUAUUUUUCUCAGCAAUUUUAUUUCUGUUUCCCACCACACUGGUGUACUAUGUGGUUUUUGCCGUUUUAAAGUCGCUCACACAUGCCACCCUGGGGAUUUUUGAGUUUGUUCGUAGGCAACUUUUGUUCUUCCCAUUGGAAGUGUGCCUUAAAUGGUUGCGAAAGGAACUACACGAAAUAGAUUGUCUCAAAAUCGAAGAUGUUGCACUCCACACGCAGGCAUUUCUGCUGCAUAAACGUUAUAAAAUAGAUGUUGCCGUAUAUAAAAUUCGAGUGUGACAAAUAGAAAACAUUUUACUUACUCGCAUGUGUGUAGAAUUUCAGUCUUAUUUAGUCUGAUUAUUCACCUAUUAUAUGCUUGAAAUGAAACUAAUUGUACAAUUUCAAUAGCGCUAAAGCAUAGGGAAUUCAUUUUUUUCCCAUUCUCCAUGCUGGUAAUGUGUCAGAAACUAGAAUGGAAACUCUUAGUAGCUGCCCGGAUCUUGUAUUUAAAUAUAAAUAUGCACAUUCUCAUAUUUGUACUAAUUGUUUUAGCAAUAUACUUUCACGACAUCAAGUUGGCACUAGGCUCUGUUGAAAAGAAUAGAUCCUCGAUAGUUGGUGAACAUGUGAGUAAAACCAAAGGCAAAGCUUAAACAUUUUAAAUUGUUACUGCGACUGAUGUAGAACAAAUCUUGCUGGAAUAUGGCACAGUGAUAUAAAUGAUAAAUAUAUAAAGUUUUUUCUUGUCAUAAGUAACUUUACUAUAGCGCCA